Molecule: messenger RNA, 639 nt
Organism: Staurois parvus
Lineage: Eukaryota; Metazoa; Chordata; Amphibia; Anura; Ranidae
Source: the annotation of a GenBank genome assembly
AUGGAGGGACUGGGGCUGCUGUCCAAGCUGCCUGUAGAGCAAUGUCCGCAGUUCCUUCACAAAGUUAUUGAUGGAAUUUGUGGCCGGGCGUAUCCUCGAUUUCAGGAUCAUGGCAAUGUCUGGAACCUGAGAGAAUGGCUGCAGGUUUUAGAAAAUACAGAAACAUUUAUUAAAUCCGUUGUUGGUAAAGAUGAACCUCAAAAGAAGUUGAAUUAUCAUCUAAAUGGAUUAACUGCAGAGCAUCAAGGGGCAAUAUUAACAUGUAUAAAGAGCAGAAAACCUGAAAUAAGAGAUGCCCUCCUGCAGAAAGUGUGUGCCAUGUCCUCAUCGUACCUACAAGAUUUUGAUUGGCAGCUCAAGCUUGCCAUGUCAAGUGAUAAGCUAUCCACAUUGCAAAUGCCACUUGUGAACCUUGAUCUGGAUAUUCUCAAAAAUAGAACAAUGACACCGAUUUCCAUUGAGAUGAAUAAAGAGGAGCUGCAGAAUCUUAUCAAUUCUUUAGAGGCAGCUAAUAAGGUAUUGUAUUCCUUUAUAACCUUUUUCUCAGUGAUUUUUUUUGGUUGCUUUUUUAAUGUGGAUGUGACAGUAGAUUCAGAGUAUGGUUGCAGUAUACAUUUUGUAUUGCAUAUCGUGAAGUGA